Messenger RNA from Paramuricea clavata, 828 nucleotides. NCBI's taxonomy places the organism in Eukaryota, Metazoa, Cnidaria, Anthozoa, Malacalcyonacea, Plexauridae. The record is from the annotation of a GenBank genome assembly.
AUGGAUACCGAAGGUCAAGAUAUCAAUGCUGAAAACGCAUCAUCAUCAACAACGUCAAACGCUACAAACGCGACAACAACAUCGCAAGUUCCACGCAGUGGUUUACCGCCGUUUCCUCCCUUUAAUCCACACCAAGAUACAGCAACAGUGGGUCAAAGAUGGACUAAAUGGGUUCGUCGUUUCGAAAACUUGCUUAUAAGUCUUCGUGAGUUUGAUUCAACCGUUAGGAGAGGUUUAUUGUUAACCUAUGUAGGCGAGUCAGCCAACGACAUUUUCGAUAUUCUUCCCGACACUGGCACAACUUAUCAAGAAGCGAUCGAUUGUUUCACCCAACACUUCGUGCCACAAGGAAAUACAGACAUGGCUAUAUUCGAUUUUCGAGAGCUAAAGCAAGGAUCCAACGAAACGCUCAACGAAUACUACCGUCGACUGAAGACAAAAGCAGUACACUGUAAUUUUCACAGCGAGGAAGCCGAGAUUAAAACCCAAAUUAUUCACAAAACCCGCGAUUCCCGGUUAAGAAAGAAAGCGCUUCGUGAGACGAUGACUCUCAAACAAAUUCUCGACUACGGGAAUACCUUAGAACGUACAGAUGAACAGUCUAAACGCCUCGAUAACGCCAGCAAAUUCCAAAGCGAAAGUAACGAAACAGUAAAUUAUAAUUACAACGAAAAGAAUUCAAAACAACAUCGAAAAUUUCCAACUUCCGGUGGAUCAAAUUCCAGAUACAGACGCCCAAGAAGCCUGAUUCGCGUUUUCAAGGAAAUAAAUACCAGAAAGAAGCUCCAGAUAGCGGUCGAAAGUCCCAAACCUGUCGUAACUGUGGAG